Danio aesculapii is the source of this 523-nucleotide messenger RNA. RefSeq names its product NACHT, LRR and PYD domains-containing protein 12-like. The transcript has 4 exons. Gene Ontology annotation, molecular function: protein binding. The record is from RefSeq and is a predicted model, not a curated record. The coding region runs from base 47 to 502 and encodes 151 amino acids. NCBI's taxonomy places the organism in Eukaryota, Metazoa, Chordata, Actinopteri, Cypriniformes, Danionidae.
UGAUUGCAGUAUUACAGAAAAACAGUUGUGCUUCCUGAUCACAGCUAUGUGUAUGAACCCAUCACACCUGAGAGAACUGGACCUCAGUAAGAAUCUAAUAAAAAACAGAGGAGUGGACAUGCUGUGUGAUGUGCUGAAUAACCCACGCUGUAAACUAAAGAGGUUAAGACUAAAUGACUGUGGCAUUACAGAUGUUACAUGUUUAACUCAAUCUUUGGCCGAGAACAAAUCAUUGAAGUUCUUAAAAGAGCUUGAGCUGAGUAAAAAUAAAAUGGGAGACUCCGAAAAGCAACUCAAUGACCUGCUGCGAGACUCAAACUGUAAACUAAGGCUUGAGGAGGAAGAAGGUUAUGUUAGAGCUGGUGUAAACCGGGUUACUGCAUUUUUUACACCAUGGGCAAAAGCUCAGAAACCUGUGGAUUUCACAGAAGAUGAAAGUUCAUCAUCAGAUGAGGACGCCUCUGAAGGUGAGACUGAUGAGCUCUCAAAUGAGGUGGAUUAGCAGGAAGUGCAGUAGAACAAC